Molecule: messenger RNA, 4505 nt
Organism: Mauremys mutica (yellowpond turtle)
Lineage: Eukaryota; Metazoa; Chordata; Testudines; Geoemydidae
Gene: ADAM19
Product: ADAM metallopeptidase domain 19
Exons: 23
Coding region: 61-2820 (919 amino acids)
Biological process (GO): membrane protein ectodomain proteolysis
Molecular function (GO): metalloendopeptidase activity
Source: RefSeq, a predicted model, not a curated record
CUGCAGCGCGCCGCCGAGCGAGCCUUCGCGGGGAGCCUCUGCCAGCCGCCCCGCGGAGCCAUGCCUGGGGCUGCGGGGCCAGCCCGGGGCUCCCCGGCUCCCUUCCUGCUGCUGCUGCUGCUGCUGCUGCUGCCCGCCCUGGAGCCAGCAGGCGGGAGAGGAGAAAACAACACUGUUGGCCCACAGCUGUACCAGGAGGAAAUAACGCUGCACUGGAAAGCCACAGGAAGCCCCCCGAUCAGUGUGAAGCACCCAUUCAAAGCCGAAGUCAAGCUGACAGUCGAGGGGAGAGAACUCAUCCUGGAUGUUGAGAAGAAUGAGCACCUCUUUGCACCAGGCUACACUGAAACCCACUAUACCCAGACUGGAAUGCCCCACACCAUCACUUUCAACCACACAGACCAUUGCUUCUACCAUGGCGUUGUGCGAGGCCUGGAACAAUCCAGCGUCACACUCAGCGCAUGCAAAGGGCUACGUGGUCUUAUAGUACUGAGCAGCAACCUCAGUUACAUCUUAGAGCCGGUCCCUGAUAGCCAGGAUCAACACGUGAUCUACAGAUCAGAACAUCUGAGGCUUCCCCAGGGGACCUGUGGAGAUCUGCACGAAGAGCCCACAACCACACGCUGGCUCAACACAUUGAGAGGCCGGGCCACAGCACAUCAUCACAGGGUGAAGCGGGAGGAUUUGCAGUCUACAAAGUACGUGGAGCUGCUGCUGGUGGCUGAUUAUGCAGAGUUUCAGAAGAAUAACUAUGACCUUCAACUAACGAAGAAUAAACUAGUGGAGGUUGCUAAUUACGUAGAUAAGUUUUACAAGUCCCUGAACAUUCGGAUUGCGCUGGUGGGGCUGGAGGUCUGGACUGACCGAAAUAAGUGCGAUAUAUCCGAGAAUUCACAUUCCACCCUUUGGUCCUUCCUGGCUUGGAGGCGCAAGCUGCUAGCCCGCAAAAAGCACGACAAUGCCCAGUUAAUCACUGGGAUGUCGUUCCAGGGCACCACAAUCGGCGUAGCCCCGCUGAUGGCCAUGUGCUCCGAUUUCCAAUCAGGAGGGGUGAACAUGGAUCACUCCGACAACCCCAUCGGCGUCGCUGCCACCGUGGCCCACGAGAUGGGCCACAACUUGGGCAUGAGCCACGACUCGGCUGGCUGCUGUGCCGCCCGCGCUGAGGACGGAGGCUGCAUCAUGGCUGCCGCCACGGGGCACCCAUUCCCCAGGGUAUUCAACACGUGCAAUAGGAAGAAGCUGGACAAGUACCUGCAGUCCGGCGGAGGGAUAUGUCUCGCCAACAUGCCAGACCCCAAUACUUUAUACGGAGGGAAGAGGUGCGGAAACGGUUACCUGGAGGAUGGGGAGGAAUGUGACUGCGGAGAAGUGGAGGAGUGCAAUAAUCCCUGCUGCAACGCCGUCGAUUGCUCCCUGAAGCCUGGCGCCGAGUGUGCACAUGGAACCUGCUGUCACCAGUGCAAGCUGAUGGCACCAGGAACUCUCUGCAGGGAGACGUCUAGACCUUGUGACCUGCCAGAGCACUGCACUGGCAAGUCAGCAUUCUGCCCAGCCAACUUCUACCAAAUGGACGGUACGCCGUGUGCAGGAGGGAGGGCGUAUUGCUACGUUGGCAUGUGUCUCACGUAUGAGCAGCAGUGCUUGGAGCUCUGGGGGCCUGGAGCAAGGCCCGCACCUGACCUGUGCUUUGAGAAGGUUAAUGCUGCCGGCGACACCUAUGGGAACUGCGGGAAAGAUGUCUACGGCACAUACAGGAAGUGUGAGACGAGAGAUGCGAAAUGUGGGAAGAUACAGUGCCAGAGCUCUGCUUCCAAGCCGCUGGAGUCCAGAGCUGUCUCGAUAGACACAACCAUCACGGUGGAGGGAAGGCCGAUCAAAUGUCGGGGGACUCACGUGUAUGGUGCUGAAGAGAGUGAAGGGGAUAUGCUAGACCCUGGCCUGGUGAUGACGGGAACAAAGUGUGGGAACAAUCAUGUCUGCUUCGAGGGACACUGCAGGAACACAUCCAUCUUUGACUCUGAAGGCUGUCAGAAGAAGUGCCAUGGGCGGGGAGUGUGCAACAGCAACAAGAACUGCCACUGCGAGAACGGAUGGGCACCCCCAUUCUGCAACAAACCUGGGAACGGAGGCAGCCUGGACAGCGGGCCCUUGCCCCAAGGAAGCCUGGUUCCAGUGAUAGCAGGCAUCCUGGUUUCCAUCUUGCUUUUGAUCGGAUUAGCAGUUGCGUUUUGCUGCUAUAAAUGGAGGGACAGACUCAGGCCUCUAAAAGAGACCAUCAUCUCUUCAAAAAGGAGCCAGCAGUUGGGCAGUGCCUCUGCUCCAGAUCAGUAUGGUGUGAACGGCCACGCAAAUCCAGCCUUCAAGCUGAAAACCCCACAGGAACACAGAAAGGCUACCGGCACCCCCGAAAUCCCAUCAAAACCUGCUGUGCUUCACCCCGAACCAGCCCCAGAUCUCAAAAUUAAUAUACAGCAACCACCUGCUUUCCCAGCCGGCCACAGCAAGGACACCAGGAAAUCCCCUGGUCCGGUAUAUCGGCUAGAUGGGAUUCCGAAGGACACUGCAAGACGAAUUCCUCCAACCAGGCCAGCACCCCCUGCUCCAAAACGCCUAGCCCCACAGGAUACUGCUAGGCCCCGCCCACCACAGAAAGCUUUGCCGGCUAACCCCGUCCCUACUGGACCCAGGACUGUGCCAACGAUUAACACCACAACGCUACCGCCACCUGCUGCUGGAAGGCGCCCAGGACGACACCCACCACUGGCAGAGAAUUCAACAGUGAAGCUAGCCGGAGGAGUAAACGCCUUGAAAAAAUGAUGGCCAGGCACUCUGUGCCGCAGGGCUGGGGUCAUCCAGCCAAACAGGGAUUCUUUCCAUAUCGACUUGGGAUCUCACAAGGAACUGGAUGUCUUUGUCACCAGGAAGCAGAUACACAGGUCAUGUACAGAGCUUGAUCUUCUCUCCCCUGGCCCCAUGUUUCCCACCUGACUCACUGGGCCACAUCCGGCCCUGCACAAAUGGAUGUCGCUAUCAUGGAAUCAUAGAAUAUCAGGGUUGGAAGGGACCUGAGGAGGUAUCUAGUCCAACGCCCUGCUCAAAGCAGGACCAAUCCCCAACUAAAUCACGGUCCUAGUGUAGGCAGAUGCAACACCUAGUGACACCAAUGGGAAUUGCAUCAAUAUACACCAAGGCUGAAUUUAGCCCACUGUGCCUUUGGCUUCCUGCAAUACAGGAGUUACUUGAUUAAAAUGGCAGUGACAUAUUAUUGUGCAAUUUAUAAUGCAGAAGAGGAGGGCUGGGGAGAGAGAAUGCUCCAUAUUUUAAAAAAAUGUGACCUCACCCACCUUGUGUCUCUAAUAUCCUAGGACAAACAUGGCUUUACCUACACUCUAUAUUUCAUCAGUAAGUUAGUGCUCCGGUGCUCAGUGAUCUGAACUUGUCAGCUGCUGGACUUGACAGGCGGUGCUCUAAGGAUCAAGCCACUCUGCUUCCCUCGGUCUGUCCAGAGCAGCCACAGCUGUGGGGGGGUCACUGCUACAUAGCUAUCAAAGUCUUCAGUCCGUUCUGUUUCCCUGGGCAUUGACCGACUGGCCAGCAGCGGGGAAGGAAACAGUGGAAAAUAUGCCAUGCUGAAGUAACCUGGGCUUGCUGAUGAAUUUGGGCUGGAACCUCCUCCCAACCAGACCAUCCCUAGCAAGACCCUUUCCAUCAUGGCCAGUCGGUUGUAUUGCGUUAACUGCUUGAUUCCUCUGUCUUGUCUUGUUGAUGUAAGUGUAAGAUCUAGUGGCAUUUCCAGCUUGGUUUAUGUGCCCUUAUCAGUGUCGUUGGACUCAGACUAGGUACUACAGAAAUACUCUCUAAAGAAAAUACAGGGUGAACAGUCAAAUGGGGGUGGUGGCACCUUCCUGCCAUAAUGUGGUACCACAGCUGACCGGACCAGUACACUGUCUGUAUAUAGCCCAUCAGCCUCCGUUCUGUGUUGAGCAAUACAGAGCAACACUGGGUACCUGGUCACCAGACUAACAAGAAACGUAACUUUAAAGCUUCCCCGUUGGGAGAGCAAUGGAAGAUUUAUAUGACACAUGGUGCUUUUGUUGGACAGCUGAUUGAAGCCAAACUCUCCUCUAAAUGGACCUGGUGGAGGCAGUUGUCCAUGUGCACUUUAAACUGAAGGUCCUAAUCCUAGGGCCUUAACGUUGUGAAUUUUUUUUUUAACUGAUUUGGGUUCCCACACAUUUUAUCUCAAGAUUUUAGAUUUGGAACAUUUUGUUCCCCCAGCAAUUUUUCCAUUUUCCUUGAAAUUACUUCAUGUGUGAACAUCAGCAAUUCUGGAGCUAGAGACACAGAAGCUGUCAUGGCCAACUUGCUAUGAAUAGAAGUCUUCAAACCAAAUAGUCCAGGCUGCACCGUGUAAGAAACCCUACGAUUUGCUGCAAAAACCUGUUCUGGGCUGUGAUUCCAUUAUUGCUACCUGACCAUGAAGAAAUACCUCUGAACAUUCA